AUGGCCUCCAUGAACUUUGUUCAAUCCCAAAUACCCAAACUCACCAAAGACAACUAUGAUAAUUGGUGUAUCCAAAUGAAGGCUUUGCUCAGAUCUCUUGACGUUUGGGAUCUUGUAGAAGAUGGCUACAUGAAACCGAUAGAAGAUGAAGUAAUGCUCACACAAGAGCAAAAGAAACAAAAUAAGGAGUUGAAAAAGAAAAAUAAGAAGGUCCUCUACACACUCUACCAAAGUGUAGAUGAAGAUACAUUCGAGAUCAUCACCGGAGCCACAACAUCAAAAGAGGCAUGGGACUUACUACAAAUGGCACAUAAAGGAGCAAAAAAGGCGAAGAAGAUUCAACUACAAUCUUUGAGGUCUGAAUUUGAAUCUUUAAAAAUGAUAAUUGGAGAAUCAAUUUCUGAUUACUUUUCAAGAAUGAUAUCUAUAGUCAAUCAAUUGAAAAGAAAUGGUGAAAAAAUUAUUGAUGUUCGAGUCGUGGAAAAAAUUUUACGCUCUUUAGAUGCAAAAUUUGACUUCAUUGUUGUAACCAUUGAAGAAUCAAAGGAACUGAAAGAGAUGACUAUAGAGCAACUCAUGGGCUCUUUACAAGCACAUGAAUAA
This is a messenger RNA of Elaeis guineensis (African oil palm), 603 nucleotides long. The record is from RefSeq and is a predicted model, not a curated record. NCBI's taxonomy places the organism in Eukaryota, Viridiplantae, Streptophyta, Magnoliopsida, Arecales, Arecaceae.